AUGCUAAUCAAGUGUCUCAGACUGCUGUGGCUAGGCCUUGCCUAUGCCCAUGAUCACUCUCACUACGCCCAUGAGCGCGGCCGUUUCCACCAUCCACCUGUCCAGCGGGACAUGGUUCAGCCCUACAUCGGUACAAGACUGCUGGGCACAAUUGAUGUGCUCGCUCCACCGGUGUUAGUGGGAGAUACGCCUGCACUGCCGCCUGGAUCUCCUCAGCCGGCGCCAAGCUACAUGAAAGACAAUGUCAACAACUUCUUCGGUAGCACGCCAGAUCAUGGCUCCAUGACGGGCCCUGUGCUUGGACCAGUGAAUUCAACGGUGAAUGGCGAGAGGCACGGGCUGAUUCUUGCUGCAAAAGUCAGUAGUGACGACUACUGGCUGUCAAGUCUAGGGAGGGCGGGAUCGAUGCCCUUCGCCUCCGCCGGGUACCAAUUCUUUCGUAACGUCAAGGACUUUGGCGCCGUCGGAGACGGGGUCACGGACAACACAGCGGCCAUUAGCCAGGCCGUGGCAGCGUUCAGCUCGUCGGACCAUUCGACCCUGCGCUGUGGGGAGAAGUGUGGCUCGACCUCCGCGCUAGGUGCCGUGGUAUACUUUCCUGCUGGGACAUACCCCAUCAGCACGCCCAUCGUACAGUACUAUUACACGCAAUUCGUGGGCAAUCCCACCCUCAAGCCUGUAAUUAAGGGCGCGAAGAAUUUCACCGGCAUUGCGCUGGUCGAUACGGACUUUUACAUCCCCGGCGGCAAUGGGGCUGAAUAG
Molecule: messenger RNA, 762 nt
Organism: Aspergillus lentulus
Lineage: Eukaryota; Fungi; Ascomycota; Eurotiomycetes; Eurotiales; Aspergillaceae
Source: RefSeq, a predicted model, not a curated record